Saccharomyces cerevisiae S288C is the source of this 1845-nucleotide messenger RNA. It is a transcript of the gene MAL31, whose product is annotated as maltose permease. Gene Ontology annotation, biological process: transmembrane transport; carbohydrate transmembrane transport; proton transmembrane transport. The transcript has a single exon. Bases 1 to 1845 code for a protein of 614 amino acids. Gene Ontology annotation, cellular component: membrane. Gene Ontology annotation, molecular function: alpha-glucoside transmembrane transporter activity; transmembrane transporter activity. The record is from RefSeq and is marked reviewed. Lineage: Eukaryota; Fungi; Ascomycota; Saccharomycetes; Saccharomycetales; Saccharomycetaceae.
AUGAAGGGAUUAUCCUCAUUAAUAAACAGAAAAAAAGACAGGAACGACUCACACUUAGAUGAGAUCGAGAAUGGCGUGAACGCUACCGAAUUCAACUCGAUAGAGAUGGAGGAGCAAGGUAAGAAAAGUGAUUUUGAUCUUUCCCAUCUUGAGUACGGUCCAGGUUCACUAAUACCAAACGAUAAUAAUGAAGAAGUCCCCGACCUUCUCGAUGAAGCUAUGCAGGACGCCAAAGAGGCAGAUGAAAGUGAGAGGGGAAUGCCACUCAUGACAGCUUUGAAGACAUAUCCAAAAGCUGCUGCUUGGUCACUAUUAGUUUCCACAACAUUGAUUCAAGAGGGUUAUGACACAGCCAUUCUAGGAGCUUUCUAUGCCCUGCCUGUUUUUCAAAAAAAAUAUGGUUCUUUGAAUAGCAAUACAGGAGAUUAUGAAAUUUCAGUUUCCUGGCAAAUCGGUCUAUGUCUAUGCUACAUGGCAGGUGAGAUUGUCGGUUUGCAAAUGACUGGGCCUUCUGUAGAUUACAUGGGCAACCGUUACACUCUGAUCAUGGCGUUGUUCUUUUUAGCGGCUUUCAUUUUCAUUCUGUAUUUUUGCAAGAGUUUGGGUAUGAUUGCCGUGGGACAGGCAUUGUGUGGUAUGCCAUGGGGUUGUUUCCAAUGUUUGACCGUUUCUUAUGCUUCUGAAAUUUGUCCUUUGGCCCUAAGAUACUAUUUGACGACUUAUUCUAAUUUAUGUUGGGCGUUCGGUCAACUUUUCGCUGCUGGUAUUAUGAAAAAUUCCCAGAACAAAUAUGCCAACUCAGAACUAGGAUAUAAGCUACCUUUUGCUUUGCAGUGGAUCUGGCCCCUUCCUUUGGCGGUAGGUAUUUUUUUUGCACCAGAGUCUCCAUGGUGGCUGGUUAAAAAAGGAAGGAUUGAUCAAGCGAGGAGAUCACUUGAAAGAACAUUAAGUGGUAAAGGACCCGAGAAAGAAUUACUAGUGAGUAUGGAACUCGAUAAAAUCAAAACUACUAUAGAAAAGGAGCAGAAAAUGUCUGAUGAAGGAACUUACUGGGAUUGUGUGAAAGAUGGUAUUAACAGGAGAAGAACGAGAAUAGCUUGUUUAUGUUGGAUCGGUCAAUGCUCCUGUGGUGCAUCAUUAAUUGGUUAUUCAACUUACUUUUAUGAAAAAGCUGGUGUUAGCACUGAUACGGCUUUUACUUUCAGUAUUAUCCAAUAUUGUCUUGGUAUUGCUGCAACGUUUAUAUCCUGGUGGGCUUCAAAAUAUUGUGGCAGAUUUGACCUUUAUGCUUUUGGGCUGGCUUUUCAGGCUAUUAUGUUCUUCAUUAUCGGUGGUUUAGGAUGUUCAGACACUCAUGGCGCUAAAAUGGGUAGUGGUGCUCUUCUAAUGGUUGUCGCGUUCUUUUACAACCUCGGUAUUGCACCUGUUGUUUUUUGCUUAGUGUCUGAAAUACCGUCUUCAAGGCUAAGAACCAAAACAAUUAUUUUGGCUCGUAAUGCUUACAAUGUGAUCCAAGUUGUAGUUACAGUUUUGAUCAUGUACCAAUUGAACUCAGAGAAAUGGAAUUGGGGUGCUAAAUCAGGCUUUUUCUGGGGAGGAUUUUGUCUGGCCACUUUAGCUUGGGCUGUUGUCGAUUUACCAGAAACCGCUGGCAGGACUUUUAUUGAGAUAAAUGAAUUGUUUAGACUUGGUGUUCCAGCAAGAAAGUUCAAGUCGACUAAAGUCGACCCUUUUGCAGCUGCCAAAGCAGCAGCUGCAGAAAUUAAUGUUAAAGAUCCGAAGGAAGAUUUGGAAACUUCUGUGGUAGAUGAAGGGCGAAACACCUCAUCUGUUGUGAACAAAUGA